CUGAUCCGAGUAGGCAGCCACAUGCACCAAAAGCUAUGCUUCUUCCAAACCAACAGAAGAAAAUUCGCGUCCAUCCAGCCUUCUUGCAUACAACGCACUCCCGGGUCACCAGGACUUUGACCCGACAAUAUCUGAUGCGAAGCCCACUGCUGAUACUGGAACCGAUUUCUACGACCGAAGUCUGACGAGUCGCAGAUAUGCCCUUGUCGGAAUGGCAUGUUCAAGUAUCUUCAGCUGCUCAUGCAUCAUUACAGGGAUUGUCACUUUAGCCAGUCACGGAAUCAUGGGAGUAACCCCACUCAGCAUGGGGAUAAAUCCACUCCUUGAGGACAACGGCAUGUUCUAUGCCUAUGAAUAUCCUCGAUUGUCGCUGCAGGCGGAAAUAUUGACCCUGAUGCUUGACUUAAUCAUCACGUUAUGUACCGAGUCUAUAGGCUUCGUGCACGGCAUCUCAUUGCGCUCUGCGCUAGCCUCAGAGUCUCGGCUUCGUUUCAACACCAACUUGCGCCUUCUGACCGCAGCUCGUGGAUGGCAUAACCCUAAUGGUGCCCUGCUUAACGGUAUCUCGAUUGUCCUCCUCAUUGUAUCCUACAGCUCGCCCUCACUCAUCGUAUGUGUAGACCAGCAAACCCAAUACACCGUGGAUGGAGACACCAUGGGCAGUGCGAGCGCCGCCAUCGCCGGGUUACCUCUUCUCAUUUUAGGCGUCACACUCCUCCUCCAGGUGAUUAUCGCAUUGUCAGCGAUGCGGGCUAUCAAAAUCCUGACGUGGAGCUCCUCACCUUUCGACUUGACCGCCGCACUCGUCCACCACACACAAUUGACCCCUGCUACCUUCCGGUGCAUGCGUCGUGUGUCUGACCUAGACACGUACGGAGGACCAGCGAAACCACCAGAGACACAGCCCUCUGCGUGGCAUGCUCACCCUAGCAUCCGGAAAGUUGUCAUUUUUCUUUGGGUUAUCGUUGCAGCAUGCGCUGGAUGGGCCGUACUUGUCAUGUAUAUCUGGGACCGCCUUUUCAUGGGACGGAUCGCCAGUCCCCUCACCCUACAAACGUGGACGUUCUUCCAAAAUUCUGAUGGCAAUUACAUUACAUAUGGUGUACCGAAUGACGGUAUUGAGUGGUGGAUUUUGCUCUUUGUCAACAUUGCGGUUGUCCAGGGACCGUUGACGCUUGGGCUGCAUUGCUCGGAGCUCAUCGUGAAUGUCAUUCGAGACGAAAGACAGUGGAGAUGCGCUACCAGAAGGCAAGGACUGAGAGUGGCGACGAACCCGCUGAAGCCGAUUUUCACUCAUCCGCUCUGUCUCAUACUUUUCAUCGCGAAGCCUUUCCUGCACUGGAUGUUUGGGCUUUCAUCCAACAUAGGCACAUACGCCAUUGACGACACCCUGAACGAUUUUUCGAUAUCUAUGUUCACUGCCCAGAUCUGGAACUUAUGCAUUGCGCUCUUUAUACUUGCCUGUUUCUUCACUGUCGUUGCACUGCUCCGACCGCACGGUCCCCAGCCAGCUGCAUAUGGCCACCUGCAGACGCUCGCCAACCUCGUGGAUGAGUGGUCGCCUGUCAUGUGGUGGGGACACAAGGAGGAUGGAAUUCCGUACUGUCAUGCUGGGACAAGCGAUCACCUGCUGCCGGAUGUGAAGAUGGAUUGCGUUUAUGCUGGUUCUGGUGCUGGGUCUCUGGUACCCCGGGCCCUCUCGUGACAGGUACUUGAUGUCUUCAUGUGUCUUUUUAAGCA
This is a messenger RNA of Suillus plorans, 1740 nucleotides long. RefSeq lists its product as uncharacterized. The record is from RefSeq and is a predicted model, not a curated record. The coding region runs from base 212 to 1705 and encodes 497 amino acids. NCBI's taxonomy places the organism in Eukaryota, Fungi, Basidiomycota, Agaricomycetes, Boletales, Suillaceae. The transcript is spliced from 5 exons.